Alternaria atra is the source of this 246-nucleotide messenger RNA. RefSeq lists its product as uncharacterized. Gene Ontology annotation, molecular function: calcium ion binding. The record is from RefSeq and is a predicted model, not a curated record. The transcript is spliced from 2 exons. Gene Ontology annotation, cellular component: mitochondrion. Lineage: Eukaryota; Fungi; Ascomycota; Dothideomycetes; Pleosporales; Pleosporaceae. Bases 1 to 246 code for a protein of 81 amino acids.
AUGCAUCCCCAUCUCCACACCGAAGAAGUCCAAAAGAACUGCGCAGACGUCGUCGCAGCCCUAGAAGAAUGUCACAACCGCGGAUUUCUUUGGAAAGUAACGGGAAAUUGUACCGACGCGAAAUUUAAAGUCAACAUGUGCCUGCGCGGGCUACGACUCGAGAAGACAAAGGCGAAUCGCGAGGCGGCCAAGGAAAAGAGGGAGAGGAUACAGAAGGUAUGGAAGGAGUUGGACGAGAACAAAUGA